AUGCCUCUCGAGAGUUUCCCCGCUGUCGACAUUGACUUAACGUUGGAAAACAUUGAGGGAAUCGAAUGGCAUUCGAAAGCUGACAAACAGGAUGAUAUCCCAAAGCUGAAAGCAUCGGUUUCGUUUGCUGGAUCACCACGAAACAUGCGAGUGAGCUCCUUUACUAUGUGCGGCAGAACUGGCAAUUUGGUAGUGGAGUCUGGGUCACUGGAGGUCAAGAAGACAAUUGACGAUGGACAAUUUUCCAUGGGAGCUGAUUUUGGAAAUACCAAUGUGGAUUUUUCUCGGAAUCAAUCAUCCUUAACCCAAUCCUCCUCGGCAUCCACCAGCCUGCCGCAUCUCCGAUUGGACUCUUCGGUGAAAAGCUUGGCUACUGUAUCUACAUCAAGUAUGUCCAUCGAGGAGGCCAACCGAGAAUCAUCAAUCCUUCCCGAUGGCAGAAUAUAUGUGGAAUCUAACCCGGGAAUUGAAGUAGAUGCUUUUGGAAGCGUUAAUGAUUCCAAUUUGCUCAUGGAGGAAAGUUUGGAAUGGGAGCGGCAUAGUUCAAAUCGACCAGAUGUUGUGGACAUUAACGUAUCCUUGCAAUCGGAAGAAAACGAGAUUGUUGCAGAGGGUGUUGCCCACCUGGUCCUUUACGGAAUGCAAAGUGAGAGUACAGUGACGACCUUGAACCUUCGUCUUAAGGAAAAGAACAUCUUGAACUUGACCAUACCGGAAGGAUCCGCAGUCUCGACAGGUUCGGAAAAAUCCUCCAUAUCCUUUGGUCGAAACGCCUUCGUUCGAGUCCAACUCAGCACCAUUGCUGACCAGGUGGAGAGGCUUGAUAUGAGCAUUAGUUCCCGAACAUCUAGUAUGCAGACGGGCAAGGUUCAUAUUGGCAAUCUUAAGGAACGAAUGAAGGAACCAGACCUCUUGAAAAGGGCAAGGGAGCAAGCGACCAAAGAUGUCAAUCCAAGCAUGGCUCCCGGUGUCAUUGAAGAAGCACCCAGAUUUGGAUUCUUCUGCGGUGGAGGUAAUCUUACUCAGACAUUGUACCACGCAUUUGGUUUUGAAAGAGACAGCUCGAAUAAGGCGAACAAUCUUCGGUCCAACAUGACCUUUGAUUCCACCAUUAUCACACGAGAAUCCCUGCUGAUCUAG
Messenger RNA from Cylindrotheca closterium, 1140 nucleotides. The record is from the annotation of a GenBank genome assembly. Lineage: Eukaryota; Bacillariophyta; Bacillariophyceae; Bacillariales; Bacillariaceae.